AAGUGCUCCAUUCUGCCUGCAAGGUUUUGCAGCUUGAGCGAGCAGAAAGAUUCAGACAAUAUUCCAUGGAGUCUCGCGCAGCUUUCAGCAUUACACCAUUCUCUGCUGGGUAGCUCCUUGCUGCAACGGCACAGGAAAGAUCGCCAAUACCUAUCUCCAAAAGAGACGCUGGUUUGAGUUGGCAAAAGCUUGAGAAACGUGUGCCGUGCCGAGAUCCGUGCCUCAGCCUGGCAAGUGUGCUUGAAAGUGGAAAGACCGUCUUGCUGUUUCUAAUAAGUUGACCGUCAAUGAUACUCAAGCAUACAAAAGACAAAGAGCGCAUUGGAGGUGCUGCCGUCUCUGAUUAGUUGGAGUUUCUUUGUCUAAAGAAGCUGAUCAUCUGAGCUGACUAGUGUCUUUGCUAGCUAGCGCCCGAUUUGGUGGCCAUAUUUGUGGCAAUCUAAAAGUCGUAGACCUUUGAAAGCAGUGUCAAAAUGGAUAGCGAGAUCAAGACGGAAGUUGGGCCUCCUCAGGCGCCGCACAGCAGAGCUGGGGCUCCUCAGUUGACUAGGGUCCUGUCUCAAAAGGAGAAAGCACCGCUGGAAACAACUGCCGCUGUCGGUGUCAUGCCCACCCGCGAGAAGAAGCUGCAGUUCGUAAGCAAGGAGCAGGAAGACGAGAGCCAGCGUUUGAGGGCGAUGAUUGAGAAUCUGCUGCACCUCAGCCCUUAUGCUAUGUGCAUUACAGACAUGCAAAAGGAGGACGAGCCUAUUGUGUACGCCAACGAGUGCUUUUGUACCUGGACCGAGUACCCAGAGGACUUCAUUGUGGGGCGCAACUGCCGCUUCCUCCAGGGCCCCAAAACGGACCGCGCAGUCGUUGUUGCGAUGCGUGACGCCAUCAACACGGGAUCAGAGUUUAGGGGCAUGGUUACAAACUACAGCCGAACUGGGACUCUGCUCUACAACAACCUGGUGAUGACACCUGUCAAGAACCGCGACGGCACCGUCACGCACUACACCGGAAUCCAGAACUUCAGCCUGGAUCCCCCCAACAUUGACAACACGCCCAAGGCGCCCCUUGAGGUUGCGUUCAACCCACUGGCGCAGCACAUCGCGCUCUGGCAAGAGUCCCACACCAAGGGGGCCGGCCCGAAAGAAGCGUUGAUGGUGGAUACGAACGAGCUCCUCCAAGAGAUGGCCCAGGAGGCCGCGCACGCGGCGACGUCAUCAUCCCCAAAGUCGCCCAAGAGUCCCAAGUCCGCCAAGAGUUCCCCGUUGCGCAAGUCUCCAGACAGCAAGGCCGGCUCGUCUGGGAAGUCGAAAUUCUCCGACAGCCCUUACGCGGUCCCGCUUGUGGCGAGCCCCAAGGGCUCGGGAUCCUCGUCUCACGCCCCGGCCGCAAAGCGCGCCCCCAAGGAGAUGUCCUCGGUUCCUGAGAUGGGUCCCAGCAAAUACAUGAAGCCGGUCAACCUGAACGCGGACGCUUUCCAGCCCGGCACCAUUUCCGCGCGCGCCGGCCGCCCCGGCUCGUCGCGCCGUUCGAUGAGCCGGCGCCAGGGGGGUGCGUGCGCGGUAACGCCAGACGGCGACGUGUGGAUGGAGUUACUGCUGCGCUCGCUCAACCCCAACAGCGUGCCCAUGCUCCCCAACCAGCCGGCCGCGGUGCCGUCCAAGAGCCGCGCGAUGACGUACGACGACUUUGAGACGGCCAAGAAGGAGCGCAUUGCCGCUGACGUCGCCGUGCAGCCCGCCGCUGUCGACGUCAUGUAAUUUAAGGGUACGGAAGAAUGGAUAUACACGUCAGCAGGAGAAGGCUGAUGGGCGGCGGUAAGCUGAUGGGCGGCGGAGCGAAGGCAGGAGUUGCCGCAAAUGGCCGUGGUUACUAGAUCGACCAGGAUGCAAAGAGGCCUGUCUGGGCGCUCGGUUAGAAGGAAAGCGAUGUUGAGGACAUUGUAUGCCCUAAGAUGGAAAGACGUCAGCACGACGUGGAUAGGUGUAAAGGGGAAUAGGUCAGGCGAGUUUGUUUGACUCAAACAGCAACCGGCGGACCGCACCAAAGCGAGGAAAGACCUGCUGCAUAAGCACUGCAAACAUAAGUCGCCUAGCUUGGGGUGUUUGGAACAGAAGUCAAUAUUGACUGCUAGGAACUACGCGGCGUUGAUAGCGUAGGCAUUUGUGCCACAGCAAGCAAAUCCAUCGCGACAAUCAGCCAGCAACCCUCGUUACUUCCAGCAAAGAUGCACAGCAAUCGCCACAUGGGUUUUCAAGUGGUAGCAAGUAGCCGUUUGGAAAGAAACACCUUGUUUGGACAUCGCUUUGGAUUUGGGCGUUCUAGCUAGACGUCUGAAAUUGUACGCGAGCUUGAAUUUAGGUUCUUCACUGGAGAUCUGAAGACCGUCGAGACUCAUCGGUUGCAUUGAGGAAUCUCGGUUUUUAGAUCGCAACGCAUUAACCCGGGCCGGGCCCACCAGAUUUUAAUAGACAUGUUUUCAUUGUACCCCGGCGGUCUGUGCCAGGUGGUCUGCAGAACUUCUCAUAACAUUGCACGCGUUG
This is a messenger RNA of Klebsormidium nitens, 2534 nucleotides long. The record is from the annotation of a GenBank genome assembly. NCBI's taxonomy places the organism in Eukaryota, Viridiplantae, Streptophyta, Klebsormidiophyceae, Klebsormidiales, Klebsormidiaceae.